AUGGAAUCCCCGAAGACAAUAGAGCACGAAAUCGGAGGGGUGAAAAAUGAUGCACUUCGAUUUGGACUUCAUGGCGUAAAGAGCGACAUCGUUGGAUCUCAUCCCCUCGAAUCUGAAUAUCAAUCGACAAGGAUGAGGCAAGAGGAUAUGAAGAGGAAGAUCCUUGUGAACACUUACGGCUCGGCUUUUCCUUUGAGGAUGGAGCUCGAUCGCCAAAUUCUUUCCAGAUUUCAGAGGCCUGUAGGAGGGAUACCAUCUUCCAUGCUGGGAUUGGAGGCAAUGACAGGAGCUUUGGAGGACUUUGGUUUUGAAGAUUACCUUAAUGAUCCACGUGACUCUGAAACCUUCCGCCCAGAUGACCUGCAUCAUGGAAUGGAAGUUCGUCUUGGGCUGUCCAAGGGACCGAUCUGUCCCAGUUUCAUAUGA
Molecule: messenger RNA, 426 nt
Organism: Ilex paraguariensis (yerba mate)
Lineage: Eukaryota; Viridiplantae; Streptophyta; Magnoliopsida; Aquifoliales; Aquifoliaceae
Source: the annotation of a GenBank genome assembly